AUUACAUUUCCGUUUUCUUUUUCAUUUCUGUGCACAUUCUAAAGGGACUUCUAUUUGUUUUAAGUGAAGGGUUGAAAGGGCUUAAAAGAUGAAACUUCUCUUCCUGAUGACUUGUGUAUUGUGCGCAUUUUCGGUUAAUUGUGAUACACCUGACCUGCCAAUUGAGAGGCCAUCAGACAUUCGUACAGAUAUCCCUCCUUCUGAUAUAGUUUCUCCACAGGGCCAAACUAUCAUCAUCGUGGAUGAAGAUCCAAUUAUUGAUUCACCACCCCCACCGCUUCCACCGCCUAUUGCUGACCCGGGCUUACCGAAUGAGCUCAUUGCACGAAAACUUGUCGAUAGUAACAUUGAUCUUAGCUCUUUGGCAAAUGUGGAACCAGAAAAACUAAAUUCUCUUCUUGACAAAUUCUUAAACACAGUGGCUAAAGAAGGUCCCUUUAUGGAUAACCUUCCUAUACCUCCAACUUCCAAUCCUGGAACUCCUUUUGAAGACGUUGUCCCAGAUUCAAGGAUAAAUCAAAUACCAGACAGUACAUUUGGAGUGCCAGAGAGUGGAUCAAUAGAUCAGCAGAUUGAUAGGUUAUUAGAAGGCAUUCAGAAUAAUGCUGAUAGGGAACGAAAUCAAUUAACUGAAACACCUAUACCUACUCCCGAUGCCUCGGCUCCAAUAGUAGACAUACCCAUACCUAGUCCCGAUGUCCCAGUUCCAACUGUUAACAGCAUUGAACCUACACCAGAGACCCCCUUUUCCGAUUUUCCUUCAUUUGAUACAACCGAACUUAACAAGGAACUCAACACAUUAGAGGAAGAUUUCCUAAGAACAUCGGCAGAAACCCAAUUACCAGAUCUAAGACAACCAACAUUACCUCCAGCUAAUAAUCUGAAUUCUGUUUCAGCCGUGAUUCGUGAUUUAGAGGGGAACUUACAGGUAGACACUCCUCCCUCUGAUUUAGGAGACGAGUUCAUAUCGACUGUGAGCGGCACUUCUCUUGACGAUGGAUUUGACAGUGAUCAAGCUAAACGGCUGGCGACUUUAUUAGAGCAGAGGCGUGAACUGCAGCGACGUCUGAGAGAGCAGGAACAGAUUACUUUGAAUUCUCCUGCUCCAAAUCCACUAACUACAAGGAGAGCACCUUUCAGAAACAUCAACCGCGCUGCAAGAGGACAGAUGAAUUUCUUCGAUGAAUUUGGAAAUUCUAUUGACGAUAUUUCUUCAGUUAGCUCCCCACUCAUUGGUAACAGCAUUGGUGUUGGUCGUGAUAUCAUAACUGAUUCUGAGAGUUUACAAAAUAACCGGAUCUUUGAUGCGCUUGCGCAAGCCGGACGAGUAAAUGCCCCCGACAAUAUUCGUCAGAGAUUUACGGAUGAUGACGGAAUUAGGAUUCCUCCACCUUCAACAGAAAUAGCAACUCGAACUCAAGUAAAUAGUGCUUCAGCACGAAUUGCAGAAGCACUGAGGAAUGAUCCAUAUAUAAUGCCGGGGCAAGGUUUAAUGACUGAUACAUCUCGGCAAACGCGGAACGAUGGUAUUCUGUCUUCCUCACAGCAGCAAGAAUUGAAUGCAUUACUGGCACAAAGACAAUUGCUACAAGAUCAGCUCUCUAGAUUAAGUAAUGAUGACAUUCAAUCAAUUGGAGAUAUUCGAGGUAUCCUUCCAACGCCUCGAAACACAAGACUUACAGGCACCGGUGAUGAUGAUAAUCGACUACCAGGAAGAUUGCUAAACUUUGAAUUAAACGAAGGCAGGAACCCGUUAAGAUCUCCACAGGGAACAACUAUCGAGGGAGGUGGACGUAUUAUAGGAUCAUCCACUGAUGAUGGUUCCUUUCCUUUAUUGGGGUUAGGUCGUCUUAGACAACAAAACACCAGAAGAACCAUUCCAUCUUCACAAACAAGAAAUAUACAAAUUCCUAGAAGAGUGACUACUGAUACUUUCUCCGAAAUUGACGAUAUAGAUCCUCGUGUUCUUGGAUUCCAAAACCGCCGUCGAUUAUCUAGCUUGACAAAUACCAGAAUCGGGCCUGUUGUUGGUGACACACAAAGGGCGACUCCUUUGUCUAUUGACUUCAGAAAUAGUUUUGUCGAUACAUUACCGUCUAGUGCACCUACUUCCCUGAGUUUUAAUGAACCAAAUGCUUUAGAACGCUCAUUCAUAUCUGAUGAUUUACGGGAAUCGAGUAUUGAUAGAUCUCGGGCUAGACAGAAUUUGUUGCAAUCUCCUCGUGGAACAAGACAAAUAGCACCAUUUUCCACGACUACUUCUUCGUUUUUGAGGACUCGUUUACCUCCUAGAUUCGACAGAACGCCAUUGCCUUCAUCACCAGUGGAUCUCGAUGACGAUGCCCCUCCAGGACAAGUUGGUGACACACAGUCUCUGGAAAUCAGAAAUCGAGGACGAGAACCCCAAGGAUUUGUAGCCCAAACUUAUGAAGAUUUUCCAGACUUCAAUAGACAAGUUGCUCAACUCAUGAGGGGGGCAACAGGAUUUGGUUCUGUUUCCUUUAGAAACUUUCCAAGCGAUGAUUUCCCAGAAACAUUCAGAACUCUGCCUGUUGGCAAUAUUGGAAAUCGACGAACAGUACGGUUUUUCAGACCACAAAGGAGAACCUCAUUUUCGACGCGAAUAUUUUAAUUGUACAUGUGAUGAUACUGUGAAAAGAGAAUAAUUUGCAUAUAACUAUCUUUUUUCACUGACAAAAGGUUAUAUGUUUCUUGAAAUGGGCUCAAGUUUACGGUGGUUACAAAACUUUAUUACUGAUAUUUUGAGACAUAUUCUCGAUGUUCCUAAGGAAAUGCAAUGCAACGCGUGUAGCAGUAACUGUGACGUCAUCAAGAACACAUCGUAUUUGUUUAUUAAUAUGAUAUGUUAAGACUAUAAAAAACUUUGUAAUGGGCUGAAAAACAAUUGUUCAUACUUGUAUGUGUCCAGGAGAAAAAUUUUUCCAACUUACUGAAGAUGUUUAUCACAUAACAAAGUUUUAAACACAAAAAUAAUCAAUAAUAUCUUCUUACGAAUCUUCAAUGUUUGCAAAUGUAAUACUGGAGUAUAUAUCGAACCAACAUAUACACCUUUGUGUCGAAGAUACUAAUAGAAAAAUAUCAUUAAUGACUCCAGUUUAUUUUCAGUUGUUAUUCAAAUAGAAAAUCCAUAUUGUAAUUUUUCGUAUUGUUUAUCGUUUUUUUUUUAUUAUCUAUUGACUUAAAUUACCUUGUUGUUUUGCUAUAUAUGAGAAACUAUAUGAAAUAAAGAGUGUAAUUUUUCAAA
This is a messenger RNA of Saccostrea cuccullata (small rock oyster), 3265 nucleotides long. RefSeq lists its product as uncharacterized. The coding region runs from base 89 to 2632 and encodes 847 amino acids. The record is from RefSeq and is a predicted model, not a curated record. Lineage: Eukaryota; Metazoa; Mollusca; Bivalvia; Ostreida; Ostreidae. The transcript has 2 exons.